CUCCAUAUUAUCGAAGGCAGAGACCCAUAACUUCUUUAACGUUACCGAAAACUUCUUUAACAUUCCAGCAGGUUAUAAUGUAACUCUUUCCUUCUUAGCAAAAGAAGAGCUUCCAAUUUACAAGGAACAUUUACUUUCCAGUUAUCAAACCGCCCUGAAAAGGAAGCCGCGGAACCGCAGACAUGGGCGCCACACUACCACUGUCAUUGCUCUCUACCUCCUCCUUCUUCUUUCUCUAGAACUAUGCUUCUCCAAAAGCCCCCCAUUCGCUCCUUAAUCCUCUCUCUCUCUAAAACACCCAUUUCUCUCUCUUCAAUCUCCUCCUUUUUCUCUGAAACCUCUGCCUCUUUCUCUCAGGCCUUCAUCUCUCCCUCUCCAACCUUCACCAUUCUCUCCAAAACCUUCCUCUCUCUCUCUAAAAACCCCUGCUCUCAAACUAAAACCCCAUUCUCUCUCCCGCAUCUUCACCUGCAACGAUGCUUCUUCGUAGAUGUCAAGAUGAAAUGGGUCAAGGAUCGAGGCCUCGACCAUGCAGUAGAGAAAGAGAAGAGUCUCAAGCCUGUAAUCGCCCUGAAAAACCUCCUCAAGAUCGAACCGGGUGGUUCCAUGCCUGUAUCUUCAGUUGCAGAGCUCAAAGACAAGCUUGGCCUACCGACUCGAGCUUUCAAUUUCAUUGCUUACUAUCCAAAUGUCUUUGAGACCCACUUUUUCUCUCAUACUCCUCGCCCCUAUGUGAAGCUCACGCCUGAAGUUCUUCGAAUCGAUUCUGAGGAGAAUCAAGCUUCUGAAUCUCUUCGCCAUGAUAUUGCAGAUCGUCUCCUCAAGCUCCUCAUGUUGACAAGGCAUAAAAGGUUGCCAUUAACCCUAAUUGAUCAGCUCAAAUGGGAUUUAGGGUUACCAAACGAUUAUGUGAGAAGCAUCCUCCCUGAUUUCCCUGAUUACUUUCAAAUCAUUCCAAACCCUGAGCCUAAUCCCAGCCCUAAUUCUGCCUUCAAGCCCCUUUGGUCAGACCCAUUUGAGAAGCCUAAUCCUAAACUUAAUUCUACUAGCCCUAACCCUAAUUCAAGUCUGAAUUCUCUCUGGUUGGACCUCGUAUGCUGGAGUGAUGAGCUCGCUGUAUCAGUAAUGGAGAAGAAGGCUAUGAAAGAAGGGAAAGAAUACAAAAAAGGCAUGGCUCUUGCUUUUCCUUUGAGUUUUUCAAGGGGGUAUGAUAUCAAGAAAGAGGUGGUCAAGUGGGUUGAGAAUUUGCAGAAGCUUCCAUAUAUUUCUCCAUAUGAGGAUGCUUCUUAUUUAGAUUCGAGGAGUGAUCAGUAUGAAAAAUGGAUGCUUGGUGUUCUCCACGAACUAUUCCAUCUCUUUGUUGCUAAGAAAGCAGAGAAACAAAAUGUGCAGAGUCUUGGUGAACAUUUGGGUUUCAGGCCAAGGUUUACCAGAGCUUUUGCUCACCAUCCUGGUAUAUUUUAUGCAUCAAACAAGAUCAAGACUUGCACUGUGAUAUUAAGAGAGGCUUAUAAAAGAGAUUUGCUGGUGGAGAAGCAUCCAUUGAUGGGGUUUAGGUACCAGUACAUUCAUUUGAUGCAUAAAAAGAGAGAAGUCACUAAAGAGAGCCUUGAAACUUCAAAACUGGUUCAGGACUCGGAAGAAAAGGUGAAUUGUGAAGAUGGGUCUGGUAAGAUUACUGAAGAGGAAGAAGGGUCUGAUGAUAUUACAGAAGAGGAAGAUGGGUCUGAUGAUUUUACUGAAGAAGAAGAAGAAGAAUGCUCUGAUUCUGACUCCAUGGAAGAUGAGGAAAAGAACCGAAUUAGCUUCAAUGGUGGUUUAGCUCAUAAUGAAACAAGAACUUCGGAAAAAGGGAAAGCUAAGACAACAAAACGUGCUUCGUUUGGCAAGAGGCUUGAAGUUGGUAGACCUCCUCCAACUGAUAAAGGAGCAUCCAAUAAAAGAUCAAGAAGAACAGGGGCUCCUAAGGGAUCUGCUCAAAGGUCAAACAACGCAAGGAGGCAUGUAAGAUCAAGUGAUGGGAAGGUUACUACCUUUUAGUAGCUUUACAAAUAAUGUAGUUGUUACAAUUCAUUAUUUGUAUUCUUAUUGAUAUUUUGAUGUCGUGUUAGUUGCCCAAGAUAGACUUCCACCUUUACUUUUCAUUU
Messenger RNA from Amborella trichopoda, 2147 nucleotides. RefSeq names its product protein WHAT'S THIS FACTOR 9, mitochondrial. The record is from RefSeq and is a predicted model, not a curated record. Gene Ontology annotation, molecular function: RNA binding. NCBI's taxonomy places the organism in Eukaryota, Viridiplantae, Streptophyta, Magnoliopsida, Amborellales, Amborellaceae.